Fomitopsis serialis is the source of this 357-nucleotide messenger RNA. RefSeq lists its product as uncharacterized. Bases 32 to 343 code for a protein of 103 amino acids. The record is from RefSeq and is a predicted model, not a curated record. Lineage: Eukaryota; Fungi; Basidiomycota; Agaricomycetes; Polyporales; Fomitopsidaceae. The transcript has a single exon.
AACACCUCUGGUGUGGCGGGUCGGCCAACUGAUGAGCGGGCGGGCGAAUGGGCAGGGCUUCUUCCUCGGCUUCGUCUGCUUCAGGGGCCCAGGUCUGUUCAAUGCCCUCGACGGUCUUGGCGGCGGCGGUGAGAUCAGCAGUGCCAUCUACGCGACGUUCGCCUUCACCGCUUUCUUUGCCGGGUGCGUGCGCCGACGCCCUGUGCUCGCGUCGCUGGGUGCUCACCGCGAUCCUCUAGCUCGAUCAACAAUGUCCUUGGCCCGCGCCUCACACAUCUCAUUGGGAGCAGCGGCUACGCCCUGUACAUCAGCUCUUACCUGUGCGUCCUCCCCGCGUCACUGACCGACCGGCCAGAC